Messenger RNA from Passer domesticus (house sparrow), 1807 nucleotides. It is a transcript of the gene NECAB3, whose product is annotated as N-terminal EF-hand calcium binding protein 3. Gene Ontology annotation, cellular component: cytoplasm; Golgi cis cisterna; endoplasmic reticulum. Bases 558 to 1613 code for a protein of 351 amino acids. The record is from RefSeq and is a predicted model, not a curated record. Gene Ontology annotation, biological process: regulation of amyloid precursor protein biosynthetic process. NCBI's taxonomy places the organism in Eukaryota, Metazoa, Chordata, Aves, Passeriformes, Passeridae. Gene Ontology annotation, molecular function: calcium ion binding. The transcript is spliced from 13 exons.
CCGCUCGGCUGAGUCGGGAUCGGCGGGGCGCGACCUGCGCACGGACCGGGCGGAACCGAACCGAACCGAGCCGGGCUGAGCCGAGCCGAACCGAACCGAGCCUGCCGAGCCGGCCCGAACCACCCUGCCGAAUCGAACUGAGCCCAGGCGAACCAGCCUGCCAAAACGAACUGAGCCGCACCGAACAGAACCGAGCCCAUCCCUACAGCAGCGAACAGAACCGAGCCCAUCCCUACAGCAGCGAACAGAACCGAACCAAACCCGUCCCUCUGGCACGCAGCUGAUCCCCAAGGCACGGAACCAGACCCAUCCCUAUCGCACCGAGGCCGUUCUUUCCGCACCCAGCCCAUCCCUACGGCACUGCACCCCUCCCGCACCCCGCGGUACCGCACCGAUCCCGCACCCCGCGGCACUGCUCCGCAUCCCAGAGCACCGCACCGACCCGUGCCCUGCGGCACCGCUCCGCAUCCCAGGGCUCCGCACCGCGCCCUAAGGCUCGGCACCCUCCGGCCCCGCUCCGCCCCGCGGUGCCCGCAGCGCCCGCGCCCGCCGGGACCAUGAUGUCGUGUGCCGAGCUGCUGGCCGUGUGCCUGCUCUCCGCAGACCGCGGCCCCAAGCCCCGCCGCCAGCCGCUGCCCAUCUUCCACGACAUUUUCCGGCGAGCCGACAAGAACGAUGAUGGGAAGCUGUCAUUUGAGGAGUUCAAGAACUAUUUCUCUGAUGGCAUCCUGAGCUCGGAGGAGCUGUGGGAGUUGUUCAGUGGCAUUGACAGGCGUCACUCAGACAAUGUGGACACAGAGAAGUUGUGUGAUUAUUUCUCAGCCUACCUCGGGGAAUACAGGAACGUGCUCUCUGCCCUGGAAACGCUCAACGCUGCGGUGCUGGCAGCCAUGGACAAAACCAAGCUGAGGUACGAGACAGCCUCGAAGAUGGAGCAGUUCCUGACGCGGUUCCUGCUGCGGGAAACCAUGCACCAGCUGCAGUCCCUGCAGGCGUCCCUCGAGUGCGCCGUGGACACCGUGGAGGAGCAGGCGGGACGGGAGAGAAAGGAGGUCAAGAAAUCGGAGACUUCAGUUGGCCUGAGGUCAGGCAGGCGGUGUGGGCGCAGGGGACAGAAGAACGUCUGCCUGUCCCCAACAGACCCCUACUCUGGGAUGCUGACAACAGGUGUUUGUGUCGAGGACAACAGCCAGUGGAUGGCUCAGAUCAACAGGCUCCAGCAGCUCAUCGAGAAGCUGGAGUGCAAGAGCCCCCGCCUGGAGCCACUGAAGGAGGAAGCCAUGUGCAAGGGACAGGAUGCACACAUCCUGGUGGCCAAGCGGCAGAUCUCGGUGGCCACGAGCGGCAUCGAGGAGUUCCGGCAGGCGUUCCGCUCCUACACCGAGGGCACGGCCGGGCACAGCAGCUGCCUGCAUGUCUCUGCCUGCAAGCUGACGGACGAGGCCUGCUUCAUCCUCUACGAGUUCUGGCAGGACGUGACCUCGUGGAGGAGCCACUUGCAGUCCAGCUGCAGCAAGACUUUCCAGCAGUCCAUCCUCAGCUUGCUGGAGUCCCCGGAGCUGCUGACCACCAUGCUCUUCCCAGCUUCCUGGUGGAUCAUGAACAACAACUGACCCGAGGCAGCUCUCCAGGACACCAUCAGCAUGCGGGAGGACGUGGAACCUGGGCACGGCCCUUGUCACCUUUGUCACCUCCCUGUCCCUCCAUUCCCUCCUGUGGCCAGCGGGGGCUGCCUGCCCCCGGCCCUGCCAGUGUUUUUGCUCCUUUGCUCUUUUCAUGUUAAUUUAUUUAUUUCUCCUGCUCCUAA